CGAUUCCUGGUUCCCAUUUACCGAAAUCGUUUCCCCUUGUUCGCCGCAUUCCCUCUCGUCCCAGUUACGGGGGCCUUCUUGUUGUCGAUCUCCGUAUCUUUCUCAGUCUCAAUCGCUGCUCGAUCUCUCUUUGGACGCAGGAAGAAAAUGGCCUCGACGACGAUUCUCCGGUCUCUAUCCUCGACGGCUGGCCGGAGGCUCCGCUCCAUCUCGACAGCGAGCUUUUCCUCCCUCUCCGCCGCCUCCGCCGCCGCUUCCCGCGGUACAACCACCACCAUCAACACCACUAGCAUCUUUCGUCCAUCCCCCACCGUCAAUCGCAUAUCAGCAAUCUCAGAUUGCGGCCUUCCUUGCAGAUUGAACUUUAGACUUGCAUUCUCUUCAAAUGUAAGCCAGUUGCCUGCCAUAGCUGACCCUGACAUAGAAGCUGCAUUCAAGGAUUUAAUGGCCAUGAACUGGGAUGAAAUUCCAGAUUCUGUUGUGAAUGAGGCAAAGAAGGCACUCUCUAAAGCUACUGAUGAUAAGGCUGGCCAAGAGGCUUUGACAAAUGUCUUUCGUGCAGCUGAAGCUUCAGUGGAGUUUGGUGGGAUUCUCGUUACUCUCAGAAUGGCGCUUGAUGAUCUAAAUGGUUUAAGUGGUGAGAACGUAGGACACUUACCAGAUUAUAUAGAAGGUGCUGUAAGAGCUGCAUAUGAACGCUACACAGCAUAUCUUGAUUCUUUUGGCCCUAGUGAGGCUUAUUUGCGGAAAAAGGUUGAAACAGAGUUGGGAACCAAAAUGAUACAUUUGAAGAUGAGAUGCAGUGGCAUUGGUUCUGAGUGGGGAAAGGUUACACUUCUUGGCACUUCUGGGCUUUCUGGGUCCUAUGUGGAGCUUAGAUCUUGAGAAAGAUGCCAGAGGGGUGGGCUUCUGUCUUGGCUACUAAUGGAUGUUUAUGAACUAUGUUUUAAAUAAGAGGAUCGAUCAGUUGAUUCUCAAGUUGUACUUGCAAGUUCAGGAAAUCCAUAGAAGAAUUCAUAUGAUUUUUGCAACUCACCAAAAUUUUAAUUGAUCGCAUGAGUCUUCCAUUAUUUUUGCUGCAGUGAUGUGUUGGGUUGUACGUUCUUUGUACUAAUUGAACGUAAGGCUUUUUUGAUC
This is a messenger RNA of Elaeis guineensis (African oil palm), 1137 nucleotides long. RefSeq names its product succinate dehydrogenase subunit 5, mitochondrial. Gene Ontology annotation, biological process: tricarboxylic acid cycle. Gene Ontology annotation, cellular component: respiratory chain complex II (succinate dehydrogenase). The record is from RefSeq and is a predicted model, not a curated record. NCBI's taxonomy places the organism in Eukaryota, Viridiplantae, Streptophyta, Magnoliopsida, Arecales, Arecaceae.